Pyricularia oryzae 70-15 is the source of this 927-nucleotide messenger RNA. RefSeq lists its product as uncharacterized. The transcript has 4 exons. The record is from RefSeq and is a predicted model, not a curated record. Gene Ontology annotation, molecular function: dioxygenase activity. NCBI's taxonomy places the organism in Eukaryota, Fungi, Ascomycota, Sordariomycetes, Magnaporthales, Pyriculariaceae. The coding region runs from base 1 to 927 and encodes 308 amino acids.
AUGUAUACGCAGCUGGACUUUUCGCGCUUCUACAGCGUCGAUGUAGCCGAGCAAAAGGAGUUUUGCGACGCGCUGGUGUCCGACCUGCGACAGCAUGGCUUUGCCAGGCUGGUGAACCACGGGAGUCGCAGAUUCUUCGAGCUUCCCGUAGACGACAAGCUCAAGGCGCCCCAUCCCCCGACGGCCAACCCCCAUCGGGGCUACAGCGCCUUUGGGAUUGAGAACGUGUCGGCCGUGUCAAGGUACAACAAAUCUAGCGCGACGCCAUUACUAAAGGAUAUGAAGGAGUCCUACGACAUCGGCUCGCAGCGCGACCCGCUAUACAACAACAUAUGGCCGCCUCGGGGCGUGUGUGACGCCUUCCAGCCCACCUUUGCGUCCUUCUUCGAGGUCUGCUACCGCGCCCAGCUCGCCAUCCUCGAAGCCAUCGCCAUCGGCUUGGGGCUGCCCAGGCAGAGCUUCGCGGAGCUGCACGUCGACCAGACCAACGAGCUGCGCUUGACGCACUACCCGACGGUGGCGCGCGACGAGUUCGCCUCGUCGACCCGCAUAGCCGCCCAUACCGACUUUGGGAGCAUAACGCUGCUGUUUCAGGACAGCGUCGGGGGGUUGCAGGCCGAGUCACCGCCGGGUAGCGGGACCUUUGUUGAUGUGGCCAGCGGAGGACCGCACGAGUGCAUACUCAACGUCGGCGACUGUCUCGGCAAGUGGACAGGACUCCAGAGCGUAUAUCACCGGGUACACCUGCCCGAGGCUCGUACUGGUCCUGGUUGCGAAUGUGCCAUGGUCGACGAGAGGUAUUCCAUUGCAUAUUUUGGGAAACCAGAUAGGUCGGCGAGCCUGCGGCCCAUGACGGGAGAGGCAAAGGAGGGCCCCUACAUGACGGCCGGGGAGUUUCAAAACAUGAGGAUCCAGGGAACAUACUAG